This is a messenger RNA of Heterocephalus glaber (naked mole-rat), 1078 nucleotides long. RefSeq names its product caudal type homeobox 2 (gene Cdx2). Gene Ontology annotation, molecular function: RNA polymerase II transcription regulatory region sequence-specific DNA binding; DNA-binding transcription factor activity, RNA polymerase II-specific. Gene Ontology annotation, biological process: embryo development; animal organ morphogenesis; cell differentiation. NCBI's taxonomy places the organism in Eukaryota, Metazoa, Chordata, Mammalia, Rodentia, Bathyergidae. Gene Ontology annotation, cellular component: nucleus. The record is from RefSeq and is a predicted model, not a curated record.
AUGUACGUGAGCUACCUCCUGGACAAGGACGUGAGCAUGUACCCCAGCUCCGUGCGCCACUCUGGCAGCCUCAACCUGGCGCCGCAGAACUUCGUCAGCCCCCCGCAGUACCCGGACUACGGCGGUUACCACGUGGCGGCCGCAGCAGCCGCGGCCGCGAACUUGGACAGCGCGCAGUCCCCGGGGCCGUCCUGGCCGCCCGCGUACGGCGCCCCGCUCCGGGAGGACUGGAACGGCUACGCGCCUGGGGGAGCAGCGGCCGCAGCCAACGCGGUGGCCCAUGGCCUCAACGGGGGCUCCCCGGCAGCCGCCAUGGGCUACAGCAGCCCCGCCGAUUACCACCCACACCACCACCCGCACCACCACCCACACCACCCGGCCGCCGCGCCUUCCUGCGCUUCGGGGUUGCUGCAGACGCUCAACCCUGGCCCUCCCGGGCCCGCCGCCACGGCCGCCGCCGAACAGCUGUCCCCCAGCGGCCAGAGGCGGAAUCUGUGCGAGUGGAUGCGGAAGCCCGCACAGCCAUCCCUUGGAAGCCAAGUGAAAACCAGAACGAAAGACAAAUACCGAGUCGUGUACACUGACCACCAGCGGCUGGAGCUGGAGAAGGAGUUUCACUAUAGUCGUUACAUCACCAUCCGGAGGAAGGCUGAGCUGGCUGCCACGCUGGGGCUCUCAGAGAGGCAGGUUAAAAUUUGGUUUCAGAACCGAAGAGCAAAGGAAAGGAAAAUCAACAAGAAGAAAUUGCAGCAACAGCAGCAACAGCAACAGCCCCCACCGCCUCCACCACAGCCUCCCCAGCAGCAGCCAGGACCUCUGAGAAGUGUCCCCGAGCCCUUGAGUCCUGUGUCUUCCCUGCAAGGCUCAGUGCCUGGCUCUGUCCCUGGGGUUCUGGGGCCGACCGGGGGCGUGUUAAACCCCACUGUCACCCAGUGACCCGCAGUGGUGUGCAGCAGUGGCAGAGCAAUUCCAGGCCAGGCCAUGAGGAGUGGAGCAUGGAUUCUGCUAGGAUCUUCAGAAGAGACCCCUCCCUCCUGCCCACAAGUACCUAGCUCUCCGUGGAAAAUGGGGGCCAGGA